Metopolophium dirhodum (rose-grain aphid) is the source of this 3662-nucleotide messenger RNA. RefSeq names its product PAN2-PAN3 deadenylation complex subunit PAN3 (gene PAN3). The coding region runs from base 769 to 2577 and encodes 602 amino acids. The transcript has 13 exons. The record is from RefSeq and is a predicted model, not a curated record. Lineage: Eukaryota; Metazoa; Arthropoda; Insecta; Hemiptera; Aphididae. Gene Ontology annotation, cellular component: P-body; PAN complex. Gene Ontology annotation, molecular function: poly(A) binding. Gene Ontology annotation, biological process: mRNA processing; nuclear-transcribed mRNA poly(A) tail shortening.
AAUCACAAAUCAUAAUCACAAUGUUGAUGUGCAGCUGAUGGCACGGCCACGGAGGAUAAUAAUUAUUAUUUAGUAUUUACAUUUAUAUAGAUAAAGAAAUUAUUUUCCUGUUUAACUUCUAUAGUUCUUAGUUCUAUUUGUUAUAAUUAUAUGUGUACAAAGUGUGUUCGAAGGAAGGAAAGAACGAACGAUAAAAUAAUAACAAACCACUCAGUGACCGCGGGGACUGACACGGCUUGGGAGACGCGAUCUGCGACAGUCAUCGGUCAGUACUCAGUAGCAGAGUUGACGCGCGUUUAUUAGGUAUUUCGACAGUUUCGUCCGUUUGCGUUACCAACUCGUGACGGAAAAUAGUAAUAAUAAUAACGAUUUCCACAACGUCAAAAAAAAAAAAAAAAACGAAUUAAAAAUAAUACAAAACAAAUACUCGGUCGCCGUCUAAAUAGUAAAUAUGUUCAACUGCGGUGACAUCGUCUGUGGCAACAGUCAUUUCUAUUACUCAACAUUUCACGGCUAGGUUUUUAGUCACAUCGCACUGGUACAUUUGCGUUUGCACUCGGGACGAGAGUUGUAAUUUGGUAACCAACGAGGGUACUUGAUCAAACGACGCUUUUUGGACUUCAGGCGUCUAACGUCGUCUCAAGUGAGUGAUUUGUGUACGUUCAAGGUUUUCUUAUUGUGCCCGUUCCUCAAAAUACUAGCAGACCAUCAGAUUCGUCAAUACUUUGGUGUGUAUUGACAUGUUCCUAAGAAGACCAAAGAUCAAAAAUGGAUCCAAUGGCACUAGUGACGCAAUAUAAUUUAUUGCAAAAUGGUCCUCCAGAAGAAUCAAAACUUGCUACUUAUAUGAAACGUCAAAAUAAUGCAUCACCUCAAUCAUCAAUGUACUCAACAUUAUCAAAAAAUUAUUCUAAUUUAGAUAUAAACCAGUCAUCUGUAUCAAUGAAAAAGGCAGUUGACAAUUUUCAGGCAUCUAUACCAACUGUUGAUUUCGUACCUAGAAAUCUAGUUAGUUCGUUAAAUAAUCCUGAUGGUUCCUCAAUGUACGCUAAAGACAAAUCUCAGCCAAUACAAGCAUAUCAGAAAAAUGUCAAUGGUACAACAUAUUUCUAUCCUCCAGACACUAAUGGCAGUAACCAACCAAAUGGUAACAUUUUUGAUGAUCCAUCUGGAUACUUACCAAUGCCAUCUGUUGAAUCACCAACAUCUUCAUUAUAUGCCCAAGAUGACUUAAGAAGAGAUUUGUUGCAUAGAAAUGCUUUAUCAAUGGCCUCACCAGACUCAGACCGAUGGCCAGAUUUACCAGAAACUAUUGAAGAUUAUCAUGAUGUUUAUCCACUAGAUAUAUAUGGACACUCUUCUAAAAUAUUGACAUAUAGUACAUCCACUUAUCGAGCAACUUAUUCAAAGACUGGAGAGAAAUGUUGUUUAAAACGAAUUCAUGGUUUUCGACUAACAAUUACAAAAUAUGCUCCAUUAAUUGAAGCUUGGAAAAAAAUCAAUCAUGCAAAUAUUGUUCAGUUAAAGGAUGUAUUUAUAACAAAAGCUUUUAAUGAUACUUCAUUAAUGUUUAUUUUUAAUUAUCAUCCGGAUUCUGAAUCUUUACAAACUCGACAUUUCAAUUCUAAUGAAACAAUGAAUGGUUAUAAUGAUCCAUUUAGUUCUGAUCCAAAUGCACCACGACCUUACAGCCACACUAAAAAUGCAAUUUUACGACAUCAGCAUAGUAAUGGACUAUUAUCUGAAAAUACACUAUGGAAUUACGCGAUUCAACUUAGUAGUGCACUCCGAGUAAUACAUGGAUCUGGAUUGGCAUUACGAGGUCUUUGUCUAAAUAGAGUUUUAGUGACCGGUCAUGUAAAUAACAGAGCAAGACUACGAAUCAACUGUGUAGCUAUAACAGAUAUUUUAUUAAAUGAUAUGGCCAGUUCAAACAUGAUAGGUCAUUUUCAACAAGAAGAUUUAACAGACUUUGGUAAGCUUUUAUUAGCAUUGGCUUGUCGAUCUCUGAUAGCUGUUCAUCAAGAUAAUCUUGCUACUUCUAUUGAUUUAAUGGCACGCUCGUACAGUAGUGAUAUUCGUAAUAUAAUAAGGUAUUUACUGAGUACUCAAAGACGGCAUAUUACAGAGUUAAUGCCAAUGAUAGGAGCCAGAUUUUACACACAAUUGGAUGCUGCACAAAAUCACUCCGACAAUUUGGAAAAUGAGUUAUCAAAAGAAAUGGAAAAUGGCCGUUUAUUUAGAUUACUUGUGAAACUUGGAUCAAUUAACGAACGACCCGAGUUUAAUUUAGAUCCAGCAUGGUCAGAAACUGGUGAUCGAUAUAUGUUAAAAUUGUUUAGGGACUAUCUAUUUCAUCAAGUGACUGAAGAAGGACGUCCUUGGCUGGAUAUGUCGCACAUAGUUCAAACUUUAAAUAAACUCGAUUCUGGAUCUUCAGAUACUAUUUGUUUGUAUUCACGCGAUGAAAAGACCAUAUUAGUGGUUAGCUAUCAGGAAUUAAAACAUUGUUUAGAACAGUCAUAUUGUGAAAUUGCCUCCGUGGCUGCGUCCGAUGAUCAUAUUAAGGCUGAAUAAUCUUCUUAGAAGUCCUACAGUAGGACUUUCGGAUAAUUAGCAAUAAGUCCAAGUACUUAAUUUAUAAUAAUUAAGAUAAAUUUAUUACAUGAUGGAUUAAUUAACUUGGUUGAAUGCUUAAAAGUGCUAAUUUUUACAUUUUUAUUUUAUUUUCUUCUAAUUUUAUUUUAAAUUAUAUAAUUAUUUUUUUUACCAAAUUUCAUUCCUAAUUCAACAUUCCAAUCAUAAGUGUUGCAAAAAUUAACUUUACUUGAGUUUGUUUUUCAAUUUGCUUCCAUUUGGCUGUGUAUUUACAAAGAAUAUAUAUAUUUUAAACAUAGAGCAAUAAUAAUACAUUAUAUCAUAGCUAGCUUGAAGUUGAUAAUUACAAUUUUAGUAAACUUUUGGUCUCUCAAUUGUUAUAUUUUUUGUUACAUUUAAUAUUGUGUUAGGAAUGAACAAGAUGAUAAAUAUUUAAUGAGACUUAAGUUGUCUUUCAAUAUGUGUUCUAACUUAUUUUGUUACCUAAAAUUGAUAAACAAUAAUAACAAUUAAGCUUUAUAUAAACACUUUUAUACCUUUGUCUCUAUAUUCAGUCAUUAUAGCAUUACUCCAUGAUUCAAAUAAUUUACUAUUUGAUAAAUGGUGCGCAUAGUCUUUAUAUAUUAUGUUAAUUAUAGAUUAUUUUUAUUUUUAAAGCUAAUUGAUAUUAAUAUAUAUUUUUUUUCUUACUAAUGAAUUAUUUGUUUACCAAAAAUUAAAUUGUUGUGAUCAAAAAUUAUAAACAAAAGCUUAUUGUUAAUUUUAACAAAAAUAUAUUUUGAUACAUAUUGAAAGAUGGCUAAAUGUAUGGUAAUAUUUCUAUAAAUUAUUGAGAAUUUUGAGAAUUUACAUGGCAACUAUUAAGUUAAAAGUAAAUCGCACAAAAGCUAUAGCAUUGAAGCAAUGGUGAUGUCGUCUAUAAUUUGUUAUAAUUAAUAUAUAUUUUUUUUUAUAAAUUGUUUGAUUGUGAUAGGUUUGAGAAUAUAAUGUCCAAAAUAAUAGUUUUUAAGAUUUUGUCAUGUAAUAUUAUUAAGAAGAGUUAAAUAAAAGAUAAAUUAUUUUAA